Messenger RNA from Coregonus clupeaformis (lake whitefish), 4961 nucleotides. Its product is annotated as DNA polymerase subunit gamma-1-like. Lineage: Eukaryota; Metazoa; Chordata; Actinopteri; Salmoniformes; Salmonidae. Gene Ontology annotation, cellular component: gamma DNA polymerase complex; mitochondrion. The coding region runs from base 165 to 3776 and encodes 1203 amino acids. Gene Ontology annotation, biological process: mitochondrial DNA replication. The record is from RefSeq and is a predicted model, not a curated record. The transcript is spliced from 22 exons. Gene Ontology annotation, molecular function: 3'-5' exonuclease activity; DNA-directed DNA polymerase activity; DNA binding.
UUGUGACUGUGGUAACUAGUGACGACCGGGAAACACAUUGUUUAUGUCGCGUUGAUGCGAGCGGUGAAUUGCUAAGCGGUAGGAAUCUCAGGGAUAAUGUUUUUCAUCAUGUUCCUGAUCAAGUCCAAGGGGAGGAACAAGUAACUGUAAGGACUAGUUAGACAAUGCUGCAUCUUCUGCGUCUUCGUCCCUUCCGGAGGCCUCUCUCCUCUGUCCUUUGGAGGACACUAUGCUGCACCUCCUACUCCACCCAGCAGCCCCACUCCCUCCAGGGCUCCCUCCCCCCAGAGACCCGCCGGAACCCUCUCAACAUCCAGAUGCUGUCCCAAAACCUCCAUGAGCAGAUCUUCCGCGGCGCAGAGCAGGAGUACGAGGACGAGAAGGUGGAGCGGAGCAUCAGGCACCUGCAGAGGCACCAGCUGUGGGGAAAAGAAUCCUCCCUGCUGCCUGGUGUGGAGCUCCAGCUGCCCCACAUGUACGGGGAGGACAUCAACGGCCACUUCCGCAUACUGGCCCAAAAGCAGAGCCUACCCUACCUGGAGGCUGCCAGUAAGCUCCAGCAGGCCCCGCUGCCCCCCAUGCCCCAGGACUGGGUGUGGGAUGUGGGCUGGAUGCGCUACGGGCCGGGUGGGGAGGCCAGACGGGUUGACUUCCCAGACGAGGCAGGCCUGGUGUUUGACGUGGAGGUGUGCAUGGCGGAGGGACACUGUCCCACGCUGGCUGUGGCCGUGUCCCCCACUGCCUGGUACUCGUGGUGCAGCAAGCGUCUGAUAGAGGAGAGAUACUCCUGGUCCAGCCAGCUGACCCCUGCUGACCUCAUCCCCAUGGAGACCCCAACCAACUCCAGCCGCCCUCCGGGAGGCCAGUGGAGGGAGAGACUGAUUGUGGGCCACAACGUCAGCUUUGACCGGUCUUACAUCAAGGAGCAGUACCUGCUGAAGGGUUCUAAGGCUCGUUUUCUGGACACCAUGAGUCUCCACAUGGCCAUCUCUGGUCUGACUGGGUUCCAGCGCACGCUGUGGAUGGCCAACAAGCACGGCAAGAGGCGUGGCCUCCUGGAGGUCAAAGAGCAUAUGAAGAAAGUGGGCCGGCCUGGGCGGAAGGAAGGGCCCAUGAUCGGCUCAUGGGACUGGGUGAAUAUCAGCAGCAUCAACAACCUGGCUGAUGUGCAUGCUCUGUAUGUGGGAGGGGAGCCACUGCAGAAGGAGGCCAGAGAGAUCUUCGUGAAGGGCAGCAUGGCUGACGUCAGGAACAACUUCCAGGAGCUGAUGCAGUACUGCGCUCUGGACGUCCAGGCCACUCACCAGGUGUUCUGUGAGCAGCUGCCGCUCUUCAUGGAGAGGUGCCCUCAUCCAGUGACGUUUGCAGGGAUGCUGGAGAUGGGCGGGUGCUACCUACCUGUCAAUCAGAACUGGGGGCGGUACCUGGAAGACUCUCAAGACACGUUUGAGGAGCUGCAGAGAGAGAUGAAGAAGAGUCUGAUGAGUCUUGCGGACGACGCUUGUCAACUGCUGCAGGAUGACAGGUAUAAGGAGGACGCCUGGCUUUGGGAUCUGGAAUGGGAUGUCCAGGAGUUCAAGCAGAAGAAGGUGACCGUCAGCAAGAGAAAACGCUCCGAGGCUGAGCCAGCACCCAGCACACCACUGAGAGACUGGGACCAGGACCCAGGUCCCCCCACUGAGGAGGAGAUGGCAGGGCCGUGCCCAAGUAGGGAGGCUCUGGAGAGGCUGAAGGAGAUGGUCAGCCGGCUGCCCAAGAGGAGACAGCACCUGCCUGGACAUCCUGGGUGGUAUCGUAAGUUGUGUGUGAAGAUGUCGGAGGAGGAGAGCUGGUCGCCGGGGGCCAGCCUGAUCAGUCUGGCGAUGCGGGUGACUCCCAAGCUGAUGGGGCUGACAUGGGAUGGCUUUCCCCUGCACUACACGGAGCUGCACGGCUGGGGCUACCUGGUGCCUGGCCGCAGGGACAACCUGAUGGAGCCCCAGGGGGAGGAGGAGGACGCCACGGAGCCUGUGUGCCCCCACAAGGCCAUAGAGAGUGUGUACAGAGAGUACUGUGAGCAGAAAGGUAAAGAGCAGCCUAGGUGUCUGGACAACGGCCUCUCUGAUGACCUCAUGCUGACCGACAGCACACUGUGGCAGACGGUGGAGGAGUUGGGUCGCUUGGAGAGUGUGUCAGAGGAGGAGAACGGUGGCAGGGUGAUGAGGAAGAGAAAUAAGGAAAUGCAGGAUGUUAAUUCUCUACCAGGUGAGAGUCACUGCCCCUAUCACCAUGGAAACGGACCUUACAAUGAUGUCAACUUUCCGGGCUGCUGGUUUUUCAAACUCCCACACAAGGAUGGAAAUGACAACAACGUGGGCAGCCCCUUCUCCAAGGACUUCCUGUCCAAGAUGGAAGACGGCACCCUGAGGGCAGGGAGGGGGGGCACCAACGCCACCCGGGCUCUGGAGAUCAACAAGAUGAUCUCUUUCUGGAGGAAUGCCCAGAAACGCAUCAGCUCUCAGAAGGUGGUGUGGCUGAGGAAAGGGGAGCUCCCUCGCGCUGUCAGCAGGCAUGAAGAGUAUGAUGAGGAGGGGCAGUAUGGCGCCAUCUUGCCCCAGGUCGUCACCGCGGGAACAGUCACCCGCAGGGCUGUGGAGCCAACGUGGCUGACUGCCAGCAACGCUCGGCGGGAUCGAGUGGGCAGUGAGCUGAAGGCCAUGGUACAGGUGCCCCCUGGGUACCACCUGGUGGGGGCGGACGUGGACUCCCAGGAGCUGUGGAUCGCUGCCGUUCUGGGAGAGGCCCACUUCGCUGGCAUGCAUGGCUGCACAGCGUUCGGCUGGAUGACCCUGCAGGGUAAAAAGAGCCAGGGCACUGACUUGCACAGCCGCACGGCUGACACGGUGGGCAUCAGCCGCGAGCAUGCCAAGGUCUUCAACUACGGACGCAUCUACGGCGCUGGGCAGCCCUUCGCCGAGCGCCUGCUCAUGCAGUUCAACCACCGCCUCAGCCAGCCAGAAGCCGCCAGCAAGGCCCGGCAGAUGUAUGCCCUCACCAAGGGCCUACGCAGGUACCGUCUGUCUGAGGAGGGUGAGUGGCUGCUGAAGGAGCUGGAUGUGGAGGUGGAGAGGGACGAGGACGGGAGCGUCUCCCUGCAGGAGCUCCGCCGGAUCACCAGACUGGCCUCCCAGAGUUCUCGGAGGAGGAAGUGGGAGGUGGCGGGCCAGCGUCUGUGGGCUGGUGGUACGGAGUCAGAUAUGUUCAACAAGCUGGAGAGCAUCGCCCUCUCAGCCCAGCCGGCCACCCCCGUCCUGGGCUGCAGGAUUAGCAGAGCCCUGGAGCCUCAGGCCGUCAAGGACGAGUUCAUCACCAGCAGGGUGAACUGGGUGGUGCAGAGCUCGGCGGUGGACUACCUCCACCUGAUGCUGGUGGCCAUGCGCUGGCUGAUGGAGGAGCACGACAUCGACGGACGCUUCUGCAUCAGCAUCCACGACGAGGUGCGCUACCUGGUCUGCAGCGAAGACCGCUACCGGGCAGCACUGGCCCUGCAGAUCACCAACCUGCUCACAAGGUGUAUGUUUGCCCAUGCACUGGGCAUGCAGGACCUGCCCCAGUCAGUGGCCUUCUUCAGUGCCGUGGACAUUGACCAGUGUCUGAGGAAGGAGGUGACCAUGGACUGUGUGACUCCCUCCAACCCCACAGGGCUGGAGCGCAGAUACGGCCUCCCACAGGGUGAGGCUCUGGACAUAUACCAAAUCAUCGACAUCACCAAAGGCUCUCUGGGGAAAGGGAGAUAAGAGGGUGAACCGACCAGUCCUCUAUUGUCUAGUGAGUGCAGCCAGAGGCAUCAUGGGAUAAAGGUCCUCCAGGGCUGCCCCAACCCAGGCACUGAGUCAUCAGACCAAUGACGUCAAUGGGAACUACUGGUUCUAUGCAGGGUCAUAAGGCACCAAACAGAAGAAAACAGUCUGCAGCGGGCGGUACUAUAUUGUUUUUGGCUGCAUUAUUUUUUGCUACAGUUAGCCCAAAUGAACACAACCCAUCUCAGUGGAUCAUCAGAACGCAUCCGGAUGAAUGUAGGCUGCUCCAGACUGGUUAAGAGAGGAGUGUAUUAAGUGGUUAAGAGGGAGAAAGAUGUAUUGUUUUCCAUCACUGCUUCCUCUUCUUCUUGGGCUCCUGGCUCUGCUGUGGCUGCUGAGAGGCUGUGGGCUAAAGAAGGAAGAGAGACAAAGCAGCACUUACAUGUAUCCUCCUCAACACACAAUUGAAUACUGACGAAAUGAAUGACUUCAGCUCAGACCAUUGGGUCUGGGAAAAACAUAACGAGAACCAAAAGAAAAAUGAUCCAUGGAGUUAUAACUUAUAAACGUGAUGUGUGCUAUUGACCCCUGUAGAGUGAACAGGACGAUAUGAGGAAUGCGGGAGUAUGGACAGGACUAAUAAAGCGUAAGUAAAUUUGGUGUGAUGGAGCUGAGUGAAUAGGACACUAAACCAACGUUUUGGAUAGCUGUCAUGUAUGUGUAUAUAUAUAUAUAUAUAUAUAUAUAUAUGCUUCAUGUACUGAAUAAGGUUCACCUACACAACACACAGAAACCCGUUUAUCUUGUUGUAGUUACAAUAAUGCAUGGUUAGUUUGAGAGAUGUUCUGUUACUGAAAAGUCCCACAAGGCUCUGUAUCUUCUAUUGAGUGUCCUCAUUUUCAGAUCUUGCUUUAUGUUUGGUUACAACUAGACACUUCCAUUCAAUUUGAGACAAUCUCCCAUCCCAAAGCACUCCCAUACAUACCUUUUGAUUUCUUGGAGAGGGUGAUUAGGUAUUUCUCGUACUGCUUUAUACUGGCCUUGGUCUCACACAGGAGUUUGGCCUUGAGAAUGGGAGAACAGUACACAUGGUUUUAGUUAGACCAAGGCUCAAAAUAUCAAUUGAAGUGGUUGGCCAUUUCUUUGUAUCUGUAAAUAAACGCAUGUAACAGAAACUCCGUA